Messenger RNA from Manacus vitellinus (golden-collared manakin), 459 nucleotides. It is a transcript of the gene AQP8, whose product is annotated as aquaporin 8. Gene Ontology annotation, biological process: water transport; transmembrane transport. The record is from RefSeq and is a predicted model, not a curated record. Gene Ontology annotation, cellular component: plasma membrane. NCBI's taxonomy places the organism in Eukaryota, Metazoa, Chordata, Aves, Passeriformes, Pipridae. The transcript is spliced from 6 exons. Gene Ontology annotation, molecular function: water channel activity. The annotation marks the transcript as partial.
CGGCUGCAGCCCGCCCUGGCACACGGGCUGGCCCUGGGCACCGCCGUCGCCGUCCUGGGGGACAUCAGCGGAGGCCACUUCAACCCCGCCGUGUCCCUGGGCGUGUGGUUGGUGGGGGGGCUGAACAUGACGAUGCUCAUCCCUUACUGGCUCUCCCAGCUCUGUGGAGGGGUGAUAGGAGCUGGCCUGGUAAAGGCUCAUCCCACCGGGAGAGCAGUGCCUGGCCCGUUAUCCCAGGAGACAUUAGGAGCCUUUGCNGUCACGGUCGACAUCCUGGCAGGGGGCGGCGUGUCCGGAGCCUGCAUGAACCCUGCCCGAGCCUUCGGACCAGCUCUGGUGGCAAACUACUGGGACUACCACUGGGUUUACUGGGUAGGGCCCAUGGUCGCUGCCCUCCUGGUCGCUGUGCUGGUGAGGCUCCUGAUGGGUGACCGGAGCACACGCCUGCUCCUGUGGUGA